GGCGCUUGCAACCAGGGGAGCCUGGAGCCUGAACUUUUCUCCGUCAGAAAAGAGGGCUCCGUACUAGGGGAAAAAAGAAAGUUGAGCCAGAGGAGAGUGUUCACUCGGUUGAGGCUCGGGGGGGAAAAACUCCCUGCCCUCACCCUCCCUGCCCGCAGAAAGCGUCCCGCUCCCUUCGUCCCAGAGGAGCCCCCCUGGCACCAUGAACGUCUUCCGCAUCCUGGGGGAUGUCUCCCACUUGCUGGCCAUCAUCAUCCUCCUGCUGAAGAUCCUGAAGUCUAAGUCCUGCGCUGGUAUCUCUGGGAAGAGUCAGAUUCUUUUCGCCCUCGUCUUCACAACCCGCUAUCUGGACCUGUUCACGACCUUCAUCUCUGUCUAUAACACUGUGAUGAAGGUCAUUUUUUUGAUAUGUGCCUACAUCACCGUGUACAUGAUCUACGUGAAAUUCCGGAAAACGUUUGACAGCGAGAAUGACUCCUUUCGCCUUGAGUUCCUGCUGGUCCCUGUCACAGGCCUGUCAUUUCUGGAGAACCACAGCUUCACCCCCUUGGAGAUACUCUGGACCUUCUCCAUCUACCUGGAGUCCGUGGCUAUCCUUCCUCAGCUCUUCAUGAUCAGCAAGACAGGGGAAGCAGAGACCAUCACGACGCACUACCUUUUCUUCCUGGGCCUCUACCGCGCCCUCUACAUUGCCAACUGGGUCUGGCGCUACCACACGGAGAAUUUCUACGACCAGAUCGCUGUAGUUUCCGGGGUGGUACAAACCAUCUUCUACUGCGACUUCUUCUAUCUCUACGUUACCAAAGUCCUAAAAGGAAAGAAGCUAAGUCUUCCCAUGCCCGUUUGAAGACAUUUCCACAGACAAUGCAAGAAAUUCUGAAGAUGACGCUCUUAAGAUCACAGCUUUCCUUUCCUGGCCCUUUUUGACUAACGGAUGGCUCAGCCGAGUUUCACUCCAGUGCCAGGAAGACAAUGAGGCCUGGAAAGCUGAUAUGCUUUUCAUCCAUCAGACUUUCCCUCAGUUGUUUUUUUUUUUUAUUUCUUCUUACUUGAAUUUGGUGCUAGUAAGUAGUGCUGGCCAAUAUUGACGUAGUGCAAAUUAUUCUCUCCCGGCUCUUCCCAGCAUCUACCUCCAAAACACACCUCUACUGUGACCCUGAGGCAGCACAAGGACUGUAAGGGAAAUUGUCUCUACCUUUAGUCCUUCAGUCCUUUAACGAGCGCCUAUGGUAAAGGGAACAUGGUACUAUUAAGUCUAGUAACAUACACAAAGGCCACUGACCCAUUUCACACGUGGCCACAUCUGACACAGCAGAUGCUACAAACUGUAUGAACUAACAUCCUCCUCAAAGUUAACUCUGCCUGACCCUCAUUCUAUUCAGGUCCUGUAACAUUCAGGAAAAAUACAUUCCUUUCAAGUGACAUGAAUCUUCCAGCUCCACAAGUGUUCAAACAUUCUCCCCCACUCACUUUCAGUGACAGUUCCUCUUAUUCGACAAACGGGGACCAUUUCAAUUAAAAUUCAGUGGGUUGCCAACAGGUGUUUCCAACUCCUUGAAUUUGACUUUUUUUUUUUUAAAGAACUGGGAAGAACGGGGGCAAAGACAGCUUUACACUCCAAAAAUAAAGACAAAGUUCACAAUUUAU
Molecule: messenger RNA, 1647 nt
Organism: Gymnogyps californianus (California condor)
Lineage: Eukaryota; Metazoa; Chordata; Aves; Accipitriformes; Cathartidae
Gene: KDELR3
Product: KDEL endoplasmic reticulum protein retention receptor 3
Exons: 5
Coding region: 203-847 (214 amino acids)
Biological process (GO): protein retention in ER lumen; endoplasmic reticulum to Golgi vesicle-mediated transport
Cellular component (GO): membrane; cis-Golgi network; endoplasmic reticulum
Molecular function (GO): ER lumen protein retrieval receptor activity
Source: RefSeq, a predicted model, not a curated record